Trametes versicolor FP-101664 SS1 is the source of this 1221-nucleotide messenger RNA. RefSeq lists its product as uncharacterized. NCBI's taxonomy places the organism in Eukaryota, Fungi, Basidiomycota, Agaricomycetes, Polyporales, Polyporaceae. The transcript has 4 exons. The record is from RefSeq and is a predicted model, not a curated record. The coding region runs from base 1 to 1221 and encodes 406 amino acids.
AUGGUACCCAUGAUCUCGAUGUGGAAUUGUGAAGGCGAGGAAGUGGUACAAGACGGCAUGCCUGACUCGUAUCAGCGCUGGGUCGCCAUCGACGGUGGCGAGCCUCCUGAAGACGAACGCUGGCGGGCGGUGCUGCGUACCGUUGAAUCCGUGCUGUCGCGUAAAGUCGUGCAGAUGGACGCUCGCACGUCUAGCUCCAGUCUGGUGCUCGACGUGCAAUACAAGGACGGCUCGCGUGAGAUCGUGCGUACGCCGCGCCUGGAAAACACGGAGGACGGCACGCAGGACCCGGCUUUCAUCGAGCAGUUCUGGCGGGAAAUCGCCCUGCUCAAGUGGCUCAAGAUCCGCUGCACGUUCCCGGUUCCCACCGUGCGCCGCAUCCUCGACGUGAGCGGCACCGAUUUUGUGUUCCCUGCGGCCGUCAUGGACAGGAUGCCCGGUGAAAUCGUGUUGAACGUGAUCAGCCGUCUGCCGUACGCCGACAAGGAGCGCCUCGUCCGCGCACACGCCGAUGUGGCGCUCGAGCUAUUCAGACUCACCGUCCCGCAGCGCAUCGGCUCACCGCAGUGCAGCUCCGACGGCGCCACCAUGGACGUCUGUCCGUGGACCUGUUCCGUCUCCAGCGCCUCCUCGACCCAUGUCUACGCCACACUCGAGGACUGGCUCGCCAGCAUGGUCGCGGCCAAGCUGGCGUCCGCCUCCGGGUCCGACGAUAACAAUGACACUGAUCUCGACCCGCACGUACGCCUGCGCCGCGAGCGCGUGCUGGAGCGCCUCGGCACGGCGCUUGCGGUCUUCUGUGCGCGCGCGGUGCGGCCUGCGCACCGCCGCUGCGUGCUCGCGCACGACGACCUCAACCACGCAAACAUCCUCGCGACGCCCGAGGGCACGAUAGCCGCAGUUAUCGACUGGGAGUACGCGUCGGUGCGGCCUGCGAUCGUCGCGGCGGAGUAUCCGCGCUAUCUGCGGUACAACGGGAUAUUCGACCCGAAGUACCCGUUCAACAAGGUGGGGUGGUACUUGGUGAGCCCGGAGGACGCGGCGAGCCUGUGCGAGCUGUACAGGGAGGUUGUGAAAGCCAAGGACCAGGAGUAUUGGGAGGCGCUUGUCGAGGGCGCGGCUCUCCGCGACACCAUGGAGUGGCUGACCAUGAGCUUGUCCACCGUUGAAAAGAUCGCUCUCCUGGAGGAGUGGAUAGACAGUGCGUUUGGGCGCGACUGA